Molecule: messenger RNA, 1100 nt
Organism: Cladocopium goreaui
Lineage: Eukaryota; Dinophyceae; Suessiales; Symbiodiniaceae
Source: the annotation of a GenBank genome assembly
CAUUGGUCUCUCGAGCAAUCGAUGGGCUCAAACUUGUCCAUCUACAAACGUCAGUCUUUGAAAAUCAGGCAUCGGCCAUCGACUUUGACAACCCCCGUCCAACACCAAUCCGUGUUGUCAAACGUCCAACGUGACGAGAGAUGAGCCAAAGAGUCCGCAAUGCGCACGGCAAGGGCGCUUGGCACGGUGAUGGGUACAAGACCACAGUGGUUCUUACAGGUGUGCCCAGAACCUUUGAUGAGUAUGGAACUCGCUUGCCCACAUCGGAGGUUUUUCAGCCCUGGCGUGAGGCGUAUCACGGAUGGAGGAGCUCCGAAACUCAUCAAGCUCAAGGUGACGCAGGUGGCAAGGGCCAAUGGCAGUACCAAGAGAAGUGGUAUGGCGGAGGUGAUCUCUAUGACAAACCUAGGUGGAAUGGCAAUUCCAGCGCAUGGUUUGGGGGAUCUCCGAAAGAUCAGUGCUGGCAGUCUGACCAUGGGAGCAGGGAGAACUAUCACAUGGAUCGGACGUGGGAACGUGACCAUCGCUCUUGGGACGGGUCGGUGCGUUGGGAUGGCACUGCAGCAGGCCUUUCAGUUCCAGAGGAAGCAAGGGAUAUCACGCCUUGGGGCCUUCAGGAAGUGGAAGGUUUUGGGGAUGCAGCUUCGAAUGGCACAGGAGCCACUGAUCAGGAUCCAAAGGGUUCAGCUUCAGAGCAGAUCCCUUUAGACGCUCCGAAGUUUUGUGAGGCAACUUUGGCUUCCCUGGCAGUGACAAACUAUGCCUGCCCCAAGUGUAGUGCUUGUUUUGCCAAAUGGUCAGCCUGCCAUCGUCACAUCUUCAGCGAAGCCAAGUGUCGAAAGGAAGUGGCCGAGACAGGUGCAGAUCAGGAUCUCCAGGCUAUUUGCAAGGCAAAGGCCCAGGAAUUCCCUGCCGAUGAGUUUCGGAAUGGCCGGAAUGGCCACUCGAACGGCCCACAGCAUGCCCCGUACGAUGCCCAGCGACGUUUCCAGUGAAGCUGCACAGAUUCUCAGGGACAGAUUUUGUACAGGUGCUCUAAUUUUGUUUCACCUGCGAAUGCCAACUUUGAGAUCGAAAUCUGGUUGUCAAGAGUGCCAAAA